AUGCCUCCAAGAUGGCAGCGCCUUCAAUUAUCUCAGCAGCGAUUGCCUCCUUUGCUCUUCCAGUAUACCUGGACCCGGCAAGGCUAUGAGAUCCACAUAACAGACCUCACCUAUAUCUGGUCAGAGCGGCUGCCCCAUAAAGCCAUCGCUAAGAGAGCAGAGGAUGAGGCAACAACGAUCGAUCCUGGAGAGGACCCAGAACAGCUCAAUGUGCUCCUGGAGAAAAUUGGGGAAGCUUUACAAAAAGGAAAUGAAAGCGUAAUCCUAAGCAGUGGAACGCAACCCGACUCCCUUGAAAUCAUAAUAACAACCAAGCUGCCCGCCCCGUUGAAGCCUCUUAAAUGGCCCUUGAGGCUAUCUAAAGAGCCUAUGUCGUCCUUGACCAUUAAUCUAUUACUUCCGCUGCUGGGAGAGGAAGCGGAGUGGGAGUCCCGCCAACGUGUGCUCUUGAACCAAAUCAAACAGAAAGACUACGUACUUGGCAAGUUGUUCGACAAAAUGGAAACUCUUGGCGUUGACCUAGGGUCUGUGUUUCCUAGCGCUGCAGGAUCGCGCAUGUCCCGCAAGGUUAUUACGCGGUCUGAUGCUGCUAAGUUUGUCAAGGGCAUUGCACCUUUCGAGGAACAGGCCUGGCUUGCUGAGACAGGAGUAUCAGAGGGGGCAGGGUUAGCCACCAACUUACUCCAGGAAAUCUCGCAAUCCGAUGAUUCUUAUGAUUUAGAUACAUUCACACAGUCACGAGGUGAAUGGUGGCGUCAACUUGCCAAGCGCUCUGGAACUAGCGCCAGAGAACCCUCUAUCAAAGAUGAAGUUCCCAACGAGGAAGAUAGAGAAAAGCCGCUUGGAACUAAGCAUAUCGAUGCUGGAGGGGCCUCAACAGCAAGCAGCGAUGUCGAUGAGUUUCAGCGACAAGAAACUCCUCCCAGACUAAAAUCCCAACAUGGCAAAGGCAAAGCGUCACCAACCAAGCAAACACCCAGAAAGAAAAGUCCUCCGCCACCGGUAUUGCCUUCAGAGGAAGACGAAGCCACAGCAUCAGACUCCGAAUCCGAGCCUGAACCAGCACCGCGUCAAAGACGCAUUCCCAGGGUUUCAAAGUCGCCAGAGCCUGCUGCACCGCAGCCAAAAGCCCGAGAGCCGCCGAAAUUAUCAAAGGGUAGAUUGGGUAAAAUUGGCGGCAAGGGCAAGAAAGAAACACAUCGCCGAUCCUCACCAUCUCCCUCUCCACCCCCUUCUCCUCCAACACAAGUUCGAGAGGCACCGAAAAGGCCAAAGGGCGGAUUGGGCAUGAUAGGCGGCAAGAAAAAGCAGGCAAAAGAGCCCUCGCCUCCCCCAGCGCCUUCCCCUCCAGCACAAGCCCGCGAGUCUCCAAAACCCCAAGAACCCUCAGAGUCGCCAGAAGAGGAACAAAGGAUUAACAAAGAUCCUCUGCCCAUCUCGGUGACACCGGCACCAGCAACAGCCAAAGCCAAACGUUCCGGAAAACUUGGCAUGAUAGGCGGCAAAGCCAAAGCCAAAGCCUCCGAACCAGCUCAAGAUAGAUCUCCCCCACCUACACCUGACAAGGUCAUGUCACCCGAGAAAGCCGCGCCUGCUAGACCGAAGGCUGACCGACAAGCUCCUAAAAAAGAGGAGUCUCCAUUGCCCACACCGGCGGUGGAGAAGCUCCCUUCCGCUCCACCUGCAGAGCCGGAGACCGAAGACCAGCGGGCUGACCGGAAGCGCGAGGAACUGAAGAGGUCCCUCGAGGCCAAGGGCAAAGCUCCUGUAAAGAAGAAGCGGAGGUUCUAG
Messenger RNA from Penicillium robsamsonii, 1791 nucleotides. RefSeq lists its product as uncharacterized. The coding region runs from base 1 to 1791 and encodes 596 amino acids. Gene Ontology annotation, molecular function: DNA end binding. Gene Ontology annotation, biological process: double-strand break repair via nonhomologous end joining. NCBI's taxonomy places the organism in Eukaryota, Fungi, Ascomycota, Eurotiomycetes, Eurotiales, Aspergillaceae. Gene Ontology annotation, cellular component: nucleus; DNA ligase IV complex. The transcript has 2 exons. The record is from RefSeq and is a predicted model, not a curated record.